CUGAAGUUAAGAACGUUAGAGAAUCAACGAAGAAUAUUUUCAGUUUAAUAUCGAGUUAUCAGCUGCAAGAGCGGAUUACUAUAUAUGUAUAUAAAAAACACGGAUACACUCACAUAUAGGAUAACACGCAAUUUGAAGUGUUAAUCAAACUUGCACCGAUAUGGCGCUUGCCAAAGUCAACAGCGGAAAUGCAGAUUUGGAGCAGGAGCGUUAUUUGCGUGAUGCCACACGUUAUUUUUUUGGCAUAGAAAAACCACUGAAAUAUGGUCCCAGCAUAGAUAGCUUAAGUGAUUUGAUCACUGCACUACACAAAGAGUUCGAGACGAAUUUCGUAAAUAUCGAGAUGGUCAAUCAUAUAAUGUUGACAUACAAAUCGAAUGCACGCGAAUGGAAGCGUUUCGCCAAGUUCGAUCGUUUUAAGUACACGCGCAAUCUGGUCGAUGCCGGCAAUGGCAAAUUCAAUUUGAUGAUCUUAUGCUGGGGUGAAGGACAAGGCUCCGCCAUACACGAUCAUGCCGAUUCGCAUUGUUUUAUGAAGAUGCUUAAGGGUGAUCUGAAGGAGACGCGCUACAAAAUGCCAUGCACGCAGGCCAUARAGAUCUCCAAUGGGGCGGACAUUGGUCAAAUGGAUAGCGAUAGUGAGGGGGAGCAUGCUUUCGAUAGUGCAGAACUGACAGCCGAGGGCGAUACCACGUUAACUGUUAAUGAUGUGGCAUACAUAAAUGAUAACCUCGGCUUGCAUCGUGUGGAGAAUCCGAGUCACAUUGAGACCGCUGUGUCACUACAUUUAUAUUGUCCACCUUUCGAUGAGUGUUCUGUUUUUCAUAAAAACUCUGGCAAGCGUAUAAAAUGUCCCGUUACAUUCUGGAGCAAAUAUGGCGUGCGUCAAACUGAGUCCAACAAAUAGUUACGUGUGAACUUCCCGUUAUAUUGGCUAGUUUGUCCACUUUUGGACAGCAGUUGACCGUGAUUUUUGUUGAUCACCGGAAAUCCUAAUUCACUUAGAAAUUUAAUUUAUGUAUAUUUUAUAUAUGUAAAUCAUAAUUAUCACUUUCUUAUAUUUGUUGAAUUUAAGAAAAAAAAAAACAUUCCAAACAACCAGCAACUGGUUUUUCCACUAAAAUAUACUAUAUAUAAAAUUGAAUAAAAAGAAAUCAUAGGCAAAAAACAGAAAGG
Molecule: messenger RNA, 1176 nt
Organism: Bactrocera latifrons
Lineage: Eukaryota; Metazoa; Arthropoda; Insecta; Diptera; Tephritidae
Product: cysteine dioxygenase type 1
Exons: 3
Coding region: 161-907 (248 amino acids)
Biological process (GO): L-cysteine catabolic process
Molecular function (GO): cysteine dioxygenase activity; ferrous iron binding
Source: RefSeq, a predicted model, not a curated record